Molecule: messenger RNA, 2919 nt
Organism: Coffea eugenioides
Lineage: Eukaryota; Viridiplantae; Streptophyta; Magnoliopsida; Gentianales; Rubiaceae
Product: ubiquitin carboxyl-terminal hydrolase 14
Exons: 19
Coding region: 196-2541 (781 amino acids)
Biological process (GO): protein deubiquitination
Molecular function (GO): cysteine-type deubiquitinase activity; protein binding; zinc ion binding
Source: RefSeq, a predicted model, not a curated record
GACGCGCCCCGCAGGCAUAGCUUUACACUGGAAAGUAGCAUUCUCCUACCAUCAAUCAGCUCUUCUUUGGCGUACGAGUCUGAAACACUCAGCCAAAGGAAAAGUGGAAAAAUCCCUUACUUCUCCUUAGGGCAAAGAAUCGAUUAAAAUCACAGCUCUCCUCUCCAAAACCUAGUCAAAUUUCUUCCUCAACCAAUGCAAAAAAUGGAAAUCCUUCGGUCGAACCUCUCCCGCGUACGAAUUCCAGAACCUACUAAUCGCAUUUACAAGCAAGAAUGCUGCGUCUCUUUCGACACUCCGAAAUCUGAGGGUGGCCUAUUUGUGGAUAUGUUUACAUUUCUCGCAUUUGGGAAGGAUUAUGUGGGAUGGAACUAUGAGAAGACAAAAGACCCAGUCUAUUUACAUAUAAAGCAGACUGUGAAGCCAGUUGGUGAAGACAGACCUUCAAAGAAACCGACACUCUUAGCUAUAGGUGUGGAUGGAGGAUUUGAUAAUAAUGACCCUGAAUACGAAGAAAGCUACGAAAUAGUUAUUUUGCCAGAUUAUGUAUCUCUUCCUUUUCCAUCCGUUGAGUUACCUGAAAAGGUAAGAUUGGCUGUUGAUGCUGUUUUAAUGGCUGAAGGAGCAGAGAGGAAAGAGCAAGUUGCUGCAUGGACAGCUGAUAAGAAGAACAUCAGUAAAUAUGCCAUGAAUCUCAACCAGCUUGAUAACGGCAUUAUUGUUCCUCCGACAGGGUGGAAAUGUGCCAAGUGUGAUAAGACUGAAAAUCUGUGGUUAAAUUUGACUGAUGGUUCAAUAUUGUGUGGUCGAAGAAAUUGGGAUGGAAGUGGUGGUAACGAUCAUGCUGUCAACCAUUAUAAAGAAACCAACUACCCACUUGCGGUGAAGCUUGGUACCAUAACUUCUGACUUGGAGGGAGCAGAUGUUUUUUCUUAUGCGGAGGAUGAAAGUGUGGAGGAUCCUCUUUUAGCACAGCAUCUUGCACAUUUUGGUAUCGACUUUUCAUCCUUACAAAAGACUGAGAUGACUACUGCUGAGAUGGAACUUGAUCAGAAUACCAAUUUUGAUUGGAAUCGGAUUCAGGAAAGUGGAGAGGAUAUUGAACCACUAUUUGGACCUGGUUACACUGGAUUGGUCAAUCUUGGAAAUAGUUGCUAUUUGGCUGCAACUAUGCAAGUAGUGUUCUCAACGCGUUCCUUCUGCUUACGAUAUUACGAGGAUCAGAGUUUGAAAAGGGCUUUUGACACUGCUUUAUCUGAUGCGGCUGUAGACCUCAACAUGCAGCUAACAAAGUUGGCGCAUGGCAUGCUUUCUGGUAAAUAUUCAAUUCCUGCUGCAGAGAAACAGGAGGGAAUCCGUCCCCGCAUGUUUAAGUCCGUGAUUGCUGCGAGCCACCCUGAAUUUUCAACAAUGAGACAACAGGAUGCACUGGAAUUUUUCCUGCACUUUAUUGACCAAGUUGAACGAACGCAUUCAGAAAGUCCUUCUAUUGAUCCUUCAAGGAGUUUUAAAUUUGGUAUUGAAGAGCGAUUGCAAUGUCCAUCUGGCAAAGUUGCUUACAAUCAGAGGAGUGACUAUAUUCUAUCCCUAAACAUUCCAUUGCACAAAGCUACAAACAGGAAUGAGUUAGAAGCAUUCGAAAAAUUGAAGGCCGAGAAGCAUGCAGAAGGGAAGGAAGUGUCUGCCGAGGAAAUUGUCCGCCCAAGGGUGCCAUUGAAGGAUUGCUUAGAUUGCUUUUCAGCGCCAGAAGAGGUGCACGAUUUUUACAGCUCAGCGUUGAAGUCCAAGACAACAGCAAUUAAAACUGCUGGUCUGACCUCAUUUCCUGAUUAUCUGGUGUUGCACAUGCGGAAAUUUGUCCUUGAGGCAGGCUGGGUGCCAAAAAAACUUGAUGUCUAUAUAGAUGUUCCUGAUAUCAUUGACAUCAGUUAUAUGCGCAGCAAGGGUUUUCAACCAGGGGAAGAGCUGUUACCUGAAACUACUGAUGAAGAUAUACCUCUGGCUGAUGAGACUAUCGUUGCCCAGCUCACUUCAAUGGGAUUCAAUCAUCUUCAUUGUCAAAAGGCUGCCAUUAACACUUCAAAUACUGGAGUGGAAGAGGCUAUGAAUUGGUUAUUUGCUCAUAUGGAGGACCCUGACAUCAACGCUCCCAUGUCCAAGAAGGCACAAAGUUCGGAUGCCCCCCUUUUUGAUCAAUCGAAAGUUGAGGCUUUGGUUUCUUUUGGUUUCCCUGAAGAACUUGCUAGGAAAGCUCUCCAGGCAUCGGGUGGUGACAUUGAGAAAGCAACAAAUUGGAUUUUUGACAAUCCUGAUGCUUCUAAUAGCGCACCAGCCAGUGACGCUGCUUUACCUGAUGGAGGAGGGAGGUACAGGCUCAUUGGAAUAGUGAGUCAUAUUGGUACGUCCACCCAUUGUGGUCAUUAUGUUGCUCACGUCUACAAGAAUGGUGGUUGGGUGAUUUUCAAUGAUGAGAAGGUCGGUGUUUCAAAAAACCCUCCAGUUGACAUGGGAUACUUGUACUUCUUUGAGAGAUUGGAAUAACUGGGGAGAUUCAAAUCGAGAGACAGAUACAGCUUUAUUGAGACACUUCAAUGUUGGGAACAGGCAAUUUUAAGCAGCCUCUGGGAGUCCAGGACCUUUGCUUAUGCUAACCGCAAGGAUGGGCCCUUUACGGUCUUGACAAAUUUCCGAAACCCGUGGUGCGAGAUCCGUUGAGUGGCUUAGAAUCUCCAUCCUAGUCUUAAAAAGUACUGAUGUUCAACGGAUAGCCUUGCAAACCCAUUCUUAAGUUCCCAUACCAAAAUUGUCUCUCAUUUUGCUUCGGUAUAGUUUCUGGUUGGUUAUUAGUUGGACAGAUGAUCUCGAUUCGAUGAGAAUAUUGACAGUAAUCGGUUUAUGGUUUGUGGUUUAGCGGCUUCA